CUCAUCGACCUUUUGAUGGCCUGAUCAGCUAAUAAGGGCGAGAAGGAGAGGAGGAUUGAUUGAUCUUGCCUGAUGGCCGGUGCUUCGUUCUUUCACGAGGACGAGAGGGUUCGGGAGGAGAUGGCGAAGGACGAAGGGAAGACGGUAACGGUCAAGAGCUCCGACGGCGAGGUGUUGGAGGUGGAGGAGGCGGUGGCGAAGGAAUAUCAGACGAUCAGACAAAUGAUCGAGGAUGGUUGUGCUGAUUCCGGCAUCCCCUUGCCCAACGUUGCCAACAAGAUCCUGGCGAAAGUCAUCGAGUACUGCAAAAAGCACGUCGACGCCCAGAAGACCGGCGACGACAAGAUCCAAGAAGAAGAGCUCAAGGCGUGGGAUGCCGAGUUUGUUAUGGUGGACCAAGCGAUGCUCUUCAAUCUCAUUCUGGUCUUAAAUGAGGAUCUAUGGCUUGUGGAAGGUCAGCAAGAGCGGAUGAUCAAUGGGGCAAAUGUUUGGAACUGGCCUGUGGCAUAUGAUAAGCUUGGAGCAAGGUACAGAAUAUGGAGAGAUGCACUUGAAAGAGGCUACAAGAAGCUUCCAUUCGAGAGGUCCACAGAGUGAAAACUUCCAAAGAGUAGCCCAAAUUCCCACUUAUUUGGAAGGGAUGGACAAUUGCAGUGCAAAGCAUCUCUUCCAAGGAAGGCAACCUUAACUUGAAGAUAUCUGUCCCGCAAGGUUAUCAUUUCUCGAAGGUGAAUGAGGCCAAAAAUGUGCUGAAACUUUGCGAUUUUGGUAAUGCUAUGUUUGCUGGGAAGAAUGAGAUUACACCAUAGUUGUAUCACUAUUCAUUCUUGGCUUGCCGUAUGACCAUGCUUUGGACAUAUGGUCAGUUGGCUGCUGCUUGUACGAGCUAUAUACAGGAAAGGUCCUCUUCCCUGGACCAUCAAACAGUGACAUGCUUCGGCUUCAUAUGGAGUUAAGAGGUCCAUUUCAUGAAAAGAUGCUCAGGAAGGGAGCCUUUACAGAUCAUCAUUUUGAUCAGGAUCUGAAUUUCCAUGCCACUGAAGAUCCUCUUACAAAGAAGGUGACCAUUUUUUUCAUUAUCAUGUACUUCAGGUUAAUUUAUCUAUAGCAUGGUGAAAGUACAUCUUGUUUGUGCUAUAUAUAUAUCAUUGUUCAGUAACAAGUGGCUGGGUAGGGCCAUUAUGACCUUUAUACCUGCAUCUUAAUUGACUCCGCAAGGACGAUGCAGGGAGUUCUUUCCUUGGUCAGCAAUACCAUAAUUAAGCAAGCCAAGUAGAGAUGUGCACCGAAAGGAUGUAAGUGAACAAUGCUAAUCAGCUAGUUUGUAACAAAUGUACCUAAAUAAGCUUCGUAAAGUAACUAAUUAGCUAAUGACAAAGUGACUAUAGUUGUUGAAAGGAAAGGGCACUCUUAUGGGUUUAAGAUAGAAAACAUUGAUUUCAAGAUCUGAGUUUGGGAGAUUGACUUGCGGUUGGAGAAAGAGAUUCCUGAUUUCUUUCACAAAAUGUAUAAAAUCUAUCACUUUUACUGUAGAUUUCUAUUGUUCUGUAAAGAUUACUGUAGAUUUAGUGUUUUGUGAACAUAUGGCAUCAAAUUUCAAACAAUCCUGCAUGACAAUGGUCACAAAGGUGAGGAAAAUGAUUGGUAGAAAAUCAUGUGCAAGUGUUAUAAUUAGAUGAUGAACAAUAAAUAGAUGAUAUUUGAUUGUUUUCAUUUUUUAUUUGCUUAAAUAAUUUCAUCUUGUGUUGCAUAAAACUUUAAAGUUAUUUCUUAAUGUGUUAUUACUUGUAACAUUAUGAGUAUGUUAUGUUAAUGGUUGUUUAUUCCCAUAAGUCUAUCUUUAUGUGGAACAUGUUUUUAAUGGAAAACAUUUUUUUCUUUAUCUUUUUUGUUUUUUUUAAUUUAUUUUGAAUUUAACAUUAAAUUGAAUUUCCAGUACAUUUAUGAAACUGUUGUCAUACGUUAUGGUAUGGCAUAUUUGUUGGUCCCACCAAUACCGGUACAUUGGUUUUAGUCAUUCAACUUGAAUUCACUUGGACCAGCUAGUCGUUUUGUGGUCUUAAACAACACGUACUUGACUUCUAAAUUGACAAAUAAAGAUCGAAAAAAUGGUUAAUUGGUGUGAUUGGUGAGGACUGCCCAACUUAGUCGGUCAAGUGGUCCAUAGAUUAUGCUCCAGCCAACUUGAUAGUCAUGGACCUGUCAACUGAUCAUUGGCCAGAAUGAUAAGCAUAUAUUUGUCCAAUUAGUUGCUAGGUCCCCGAUGACCCAACAAUUUAUAAGUGCUAUGAGGUGUAGUUAUGUUAUGGAAAUGUGGUGUCCUAUGAUGUGAGAGUUUCUCAAAUUUUUUCUUAAGAAAUUGCUCCAAACAAUAUUAAAACGUGUCUUUAUCUCUAAAACAAAAUGUUGCAUCUACAUGAGGUAAAGAAAGUGCUGAGUGUUAUCCAUAUUGGACAAUACGUAUCGUAUAGGUUUGAGAAACCUAUGCGAUACGCAUACAACACACAAUAUGCCUGUGGAUCAUAGGUGUAUCGUCCGCAUCAUGCGAUACAAAGGUUGUACUGUACGAUGUGGCUGAUACACCCCCGUAUCUUAUGAUACGGGGAAAAAACGGGAAAACAUUGUUUUUUGUGUUUCUUUUUAAAAUCACUCCUCCCUUCCACUUUCUAAACAUCUCUAAGAGCUGUGGGAGGGGAGGUUUUACUAGUUUUCUAAAAAAAUCAACAUAUGUUGGUGAAGAAAUUCCAUUUGAAGGCAUUGAAAAUUAAAAUUUUGAAAAAUUAACAAAGAAAAUGAGGAUGAAUACGAAGAUUAUGAUGAUCAUCAUUGAUGGAUGAUAAUCAUGAUAUUUGCUGCCAUCAAUGUUAAGUAUAUCUCAAUAUUUCAUUAGCAUAAGGUUGUUAUUAAAUUUUUUCCGGUAGUUCUAUUCAUAUUUUUUUAAUCCUCAACGUAUUCUGAUAUGGAUUUAUUUAUCUACAUCCAUGCAACAUAUUUGCAUGCCCACACUAGGAAAGCAAAAGUGCUUACAAUUUCAUUGUUAGUGCAAGCUGUUAAGCGAUUGCUUGUGAAUAUUAAGGCAGAGGAUUUUAGUAGUCUUAUUUCAAGCUAUACUGGUGAGGAUCCCAAGAUGCUGGCCAAUUUCAAAGAACUGGUUGAUAGAAUUUUUGUGCUCGAUCCAGUGAAAAGAUUGACAGUAUCUCAAGCACUGAGUCAUCCAUUCAUUACGGGCAAGUGAAUAAAGGUGCUGAUAUUUCUGAUCCAGAACUGCUGUUGAGUUAGCUAUGCAUUUGAAUCUUUUAUUCAGCCAUCUGAUCAUUGGGCAUUUGCUUGUCUCUAUCUUUGUCACUUGGACCAAGUGCAAGCAAUGCAGACUUCUUGGUGAUCGUGAGCUUAACACAGCCACUCUGGAGAGCUCUUUUACUUGGCGAGUUUUUUCAGUCGAAUAUAUUCUAUUUCUAUUGUAAGAUAACUCGUCAAAGGCGUUUCAUCUCUUGUAAAUCAUUUUUGAUAAUGAGCUCUAUGAAUAUGUGUACACUUCUUUUCA
Messenger RNA from Nymphaea colorata (pocket water lily), 3544 nucleotides. Its product is annotated as SKP1-like protein 1A. The transcript is spliced from 6 exons. Gene Ontology annotation, cellular component: nucleus; cytoplasm. Gene Ontology annotation, biological process: SCF-dependent proteasomal ubiquitin-dependent protein catabolic process. NCBI's taxonomy places the organism in Eukaryota, Viridiplantae, Streptophyta, Magnoliopsida, Nymphaeales, Nymphaeaceae. The record is from RefSeq and is a predicted model, not a curated record. Gene Ontology annotation, molecular function: cullin family protein binding. Bases 73 to 597 code for a protein of 174 amino acids.